Lutra lutra (Eurasian river otter) is the source of this 980-nucleotide messenger RNA. Its product is annotated as olfactory receptor 1002-like. Gene Ontology annotation, molecular function: odorant binding; olfactory receptor activity; G protein-coupled receptor activity. Gene Ontology annotation, biological process: sensory perception of smell; G protein-coupled receptor signaling pathway. The record is from RefSeq and is a predicted model, not a curated record. Lineage: Eukaryota; Metazoa; Chordata; Mammalia; Carnivora; Mustelidae. The coding region runs from base 1 to 945 and encodes 314 amino acids. Gene Ontology annotation, cellular component: membrane. The transcript has a single exon.
AUGGAUUAUGGAAAUCAGACUUUGGUGACUGAAUUUUUUUUCGUGGGCUUAACAAAUCACUUCCAGCAUCAGGUUGUUCUCUUUUUGAUAUUUCUCUUGGUUUAUCUUGUCACUCUUCUGGGAAACGUGGGGAUGAUCACCUUCAUUUGGAUGGAUCCCCGACUCCACAUGCCCAUCUACUUUUUUCUCAGCCACUUGUCUUUUGUGGAUAUCUGCUGCUCUUCAGUUAUUGGUCCUAAGAUGUUGACUGAUAUCUUUGUGGAGAAAAAAGUCAUCUCUUUCUUGGGUUGUGCUGCCCAGUUCUGGCUUUUUAGUCAGUUUGUAGUGACUGAAUGUUUUCUCCUGGCCUCCAUGGCAUAUGAAUGGUAUAUGGCCAUCUGUAAGCCCUUGUCGUAUGCUCUCAUUAUGUCCCAGCGUGUCUGUGUGCAGCUGGUGGUAGGGCCUUAUACCAUUGGUCUUAUGAUUUCCAUGACCCACACAAUCCUUGCCUUUCACCUGCCUUAUUGUGGCCCCCAAAUCAUCAAUCACUUCUUCUGUGACCUUCUUCCUGUUCUGUCCCUGGCAUGUGCAGACACCCAGGUCAAUCAGUUUGUACUUUUCAUCUUGGCUGGAGCUCUAGGAGUUGUUAGUGGUGUGAUCAUCCUGGUUUCCUACAUUUACAUCAUCAUUGCUAUCCUGAGGAUCCGCUCUGCUGAGGGGAGGCACAAAGCCUUCUCCACCUGCCCUUCACACCUGACAGCUGUCUCCAUCCUAUAUGGAACACUCUUCUUCAUCUAUGUACGUCCCAGUUCUGUUUUCUCCCUGGACGUCAAUAAAGUGGUUUCUGUGUUCUACACAGCUGUGGUUCCCAUGUUGAACCCACUUAUGUACAGCCUGAGAAACAGGGAGGUCAAGGAUUCAUUCAGAAGGAUGUUUGAGAAGAAGCAGUGUCUCAUGCGUAAGUAAACUAGAUUCUGUUUGUACUACAGAUUGAGAGGUGU